AUGUUCUUCUAUCUGGUGAGUAACAGCUAUAUUCUAUAUGCUUCUAUUAUAGUCAUUGAUUGUAACUAGAGAGGAUACAAUAAAAAUGUUUGGUCCUUGUUUGUAGUCACAGCUUCAACCAUAAUGCUCUUAACUAGAGUUGUUUUGAUCUGCCAGGUGGUUGUUGGUAGUACUUGUUGUUGUUGGUAGUCAAAGUGUCUAAACAGUAUUCAACCUGCUAAAUUUCUCAGUAACACAUCUGUGUUUCUGCUCAGAUGUGUAUGGUGUUGCUGGACCUGUGGUGCCUUCUCCCCAUGUCGACAGCUAGUAGUUCCUACCCAAAAACUCUGCCAUGUGUUGUUAAGGAGAUCACUAACGGGAGUGUGGUGACAGUGGACUGCACUGAGAGAAGGCUCAAAUAUGUCCCAUUUGGCAUCCCCAGAGACACUACCAACCUGACCCUCACCAUCAAUCAUAUCCCCAGUUUAAACUCCAGCUCUUUUCAUGGUUUGGAGAACCUGACUGAGAUUGACAUGAGGUGCAACUGUGUGCCCAUCAAAAUCGGCCCCAAGGACCACGUGUGCACAAAGGGUGUGACAAUAGAGGAAGAUACUUUUACCAGCCUACUGAAUCUGCAAGCCCUGUAUCUUGAUGGAAACCAACUCUCCAGUAUACCUAAAGGCCUGCCGUUGAACCUGAUCCUGCUGAGUUUGGAAGUUAAUCACAUUGUUGAUAUAUCUAAAGCAAACAUAUCUGAGAUCAGACAUAUCCAGAUGCUUUACCUGGGUCAAAACUGCUAUUUCCGCAACCCGUGUAAUAAAUCUUAUGAAAUAGAGGAGGGUGCGUUUUUACAGAUGACCAGUUUAAUGUUGCUAAGUCUGAAGUCAAAUAACUUGUCCUUUAUUCCACAUCAACUCCCAACAAGCCUGAAGGAGCUUUAUCUUUACAACAACAACAUCCCAAACAUCAAUGACGAGGAUUUCAAGAACUUGACAAAUCUGGAGAUUCUUGAUGUGAGUGGAAACUGUCCUCGAUGUUACAAUGCUCCUUUCCCAUGCAGGCCUUGCCCAAAUAAUUCCCCGCUCAAUAUCAGCAAGGCAGCUUUCAAAAUGUUGACAAAGCUUAAGACUCUCCGGCUGCACAGUAACUCUCUGACAUAUGUGCCAUCUGAAUGGUUUGCCACCACAACAGAGCUGAGGGAACUCGAUCUCUCGUCAAAUUUUUUAGCAAGAGAGUUGGGAUUCACCAAAUUCCCACUUUUCCUGGGCAACCUGGAGGAACUUGACCUUUCAUUUAACUAUGAGCUUCAGAGGUACUCUCCAACACUGAGACUGAGUUACAGUUUCUCUGCUCUUAAGUCUCUGAGAGUUCUCAGAAUAAAGGGCUUUGUGUUUCAGCAGCUAAAACCAGAAAGCAUUGCUCCUUUAAAACCUCUCAAAAACUUGGAGGUGGUAGAUCUGGGCACAAACUUCAUUAAAAUGGCAAACCUUAGUCUUCUCAUGGAAAUAGAAAGCUUUAAAAUAAUCAGUCUGUCUGACAAUAAAAUAUCUUCCCCCUCUGAGGGCCAAGACCUUGUUGGUUUUUCUGGAGUGGAGCCCUUGCAAUGGUCUCCCAUGUCGGCUACUGAUGAGUACCAAAAAGAAGAAGUGAGAGAGAUUCAUUACUUCAGAUAUGAUGAAUAUGCACGCAGCUGUAAAUACAAAGACAAAGAACUUGGGGUUGUCACAUCCUUUGUCGAGAAGCAGUGCAGUCAGUUUGGCAAAACCCUGGAUGUCAGCAGAAACAAUAUAUUCUUUCUGCAUUCAAGGUUUUUAGAUCUUGGGGAGCUAAGGUGCCUCAAUUUGUCUGGAAAUGCAAUGAGCCAAAGUCUGAAUGGCUCUGAAUUCACCCAUCUGACUAAUCUGAAAUACCUGGACUUCUCCUCAAACCGCCUGGAUCUGCUCUACUCCACUGCGUUUCAGGAGCUGACAAGUCUGGUCAUCUUGGAUAUAAGUCGAAACAACCAUUACUUUGAGUCAGAGGGCCUAACUCACAUGCUGAACUUCACAAAAAAUUUAAAAAAUCUAACAGUACUGUUGAUGAAUCACAAUAAGAUCUCCACUUCCACUAACACAGAAAUGGAGAGUCAGUCCCUUGAGAGGUUAGAGUUCAGAGAUAACAGGUUAGAUGUAAUGUGGAGGGAUGGAGACACCAGAUAUUGUAAUUAUUUCAAGAAAUUGGUUAAUCUGAUUGUGCUCGACAUAUCCCAAAACAACCUCAACUUCAUUCCAAAGGAAGUAUUUAGCGGUUUGCCAGACAAACUAACUGAGCUCUACUUAAAAAACAACAAACUGACAGGGUUUAAAUGGGAAGAGCUACAACUUCUACUUUCUUUGCAAGUCCUCGAUCUGAGUGGAAACAGAAUAACUACUGUUCCACACAUGCUGUCCAACUGUACCCAAUCUCUCCAGAAACUUAUUUUACACAAGAAUCACAUCGUAGAACUCACACCCGAUUUCCUCAAGGGUGCCUACAGCCUAAAGUAUCUGGACCUUAGUUUCAACAGCAUACGGUACAUUGACAAAUCUAAUUUUCCGGAUGAUGUGGUUAAUCAGAACACCACAUUGCUUUUGCAUGACAACAAAUUCCUGUGCACUUGCAAUGCCACUUGGUUCAUUAAGUGGCUCAACAGCACAAAUGUGACCAUCCCCAACCUGGCUACAGGUGUCACCUGUGACAGCCCGGGUGCACAAAAAGGUAAUGCUGUCCUCUCAGUGGACCUUUCAGCCUGCCAGUACCAUUACUUGUCUAUCUCUCUCUACAUCCUUGGGACAUCCCUCGUCCUCAGCUUCCUCACCCUGUCCAUCUCCAGCCACCUCUUCCUGUGGGAUGUUUGGUACAUCUACCACUUCUGCAGAGCCAAGUUCAAAGGCUACAUGCGCCUGUAUUCCCAAAGCUCUGUGUAUGAUGCCUUUGUGAUAUACGACAAAGAGGAUCCUGCUGUGUCGGAGUGGGUGAUGAAGGAAAUGUGUGCCCAUCUAGAGGACAGUGGAGAUCGUCAGCUGACACUGUGUCUGGAAGACCGAGAUUGGAUACCUGGAUGUCCCCUGAUUGACAACCUUUCCCAGAGCAUCCAUAAGAGCAAGAGGACCGUGUUCAUCCUCACUAGCAGAUAUAUCAAAAGUGGCAACUUCAAGACAGCCUUCUACAUGGCCCACCAAAGGCUAAUGGAUGAAAAGAAUGAUGUUAUUGUACUCAUCUUCUUGGAGAAAGUAAAGUGCAAUUCAAAGUACUUGAGACUGAGGAAGAGACUCUACAGGCGGUCUGUGCUGGAGUGGCCGACAAAUCCACAAGCUCAGCCAUACUUCUGGUUCACCCUGAGGAGUGUGCUCGCAACGGCAAGUCACAAACAAUACAACAAUCUUUUUAAAGAGACACUGUGA
Molecule: messenger RNA, 3401 nt
Organism: Xyrichtys novacula (pearly razorfish)
Lineage: Eukaryota; Metazoa; Chordata; Actinopteri; Labriformes; Labridae
Source: the annotation of a GenBank genome assembly